Messenger RNA from Penicillium robsamsonii, 1134 nucleotides. RefSeq lists its product as uncharacterized. The coding region runs from base 1 to 1134 and encodes 377 amino acids. The record is from RefSeq and is a predicted model, not a curated record. The transcript has 3 exons. Lineage: Eukaryota; Fungi; Ascomycota; Eurotiomycetes; Eurotiales; Aspergillaceae.
AUGCCCAGGACACUGCCCUGGCUUCAUGCCGAUAAGACCAUCCCUGCGAAAAAAGAGUCAAAACCGCGGAAACGCGUGAAAACGGAAACCAGUCUUGAUCGCGACCUCACUCCCAAAAACACUCGAGUUUCUCCCCCAAGACGCGAUUUCUUCAGGUCCUCCCAAAGCCCGCCGACCUCCCCUAUCAGACGCUGUCCAUCCGAAGAAUUUUUGAUUGAAGGAAUUCAACACGAUGAUGGCUGGGUCAUGGUCGAAGACGAGUUCUACGCUGUCGCGCAAACAUUUACUCAACAUCUGCAUCAUGCGGAGUACCUGCGACGGAGAAAGGAAGUGAAAGCCGAAAAUGCAGCCAGAAUGAGGGAAAUUGAGAGGCCUACAGACAGCCGUACCCCAGUUCCAAAUGAAUUUCAACGGAAAAGGGAAGCCGAGGCGCUGAGGGAGCGACAAAAAGCUGGACUCGCGCAGAUAGGUGACGGGGGAGUCGACGAGAAAGACGAAGAUGAAGAUGAUGAGAGAUGGGCUGGAACACAUCUUCACGAUCUCAUGACGAGCCCACGAAAAACACGAUCCUUAGCGGGAGUCCGCGGGCCUAAGUCCUCUACCAGAGCUGCUGCGGGCUUACAGGCGCCUACUUCAGGUACUGGACGAGCCCGGGUGUACAGUAUCGGGGGGGUGUCUGCAUCAUCAUCAAGAGCACCAGGGGUUCCAAGCAUUGAAUUAGAUGAAGAAACGGCCUCGGAUUCGGAUGGCGAUGACGGUGACGAUCUUGACUUAGAAACCCAGCCAGUCGUGCUGCCACCGGCCAAAAGAACAAAUGCCACUCCACGAAAAAGCCAAGUUGAGGAUCAAACAACCCCACGAGCCCGGCAGCAACUUAACUUACAAAGUACAUCUACGUCGAAAUCGAAAAUGAAGCUGGCACAUGAGCGACCCAGUCCAGCGAACGCGUAUAAAUCGCGGGUUCAGUCUCUUUUUGAUGACCUUGAUGAGCUACCAGAGUCAUCUCGGAUGAAAAAGUCUAUUUCUAAUAAUUCUUGGGGACCUCCUGCAAAACAACUGCCUGUGACAGGUGGCGAGAACAAUUUAGAUCCAAAAAAGUCCCGGCACAAUGAAGUGCCCACCUUCUUGUUGUGA